GUGAGCUACCACACCCAGUUAAGCAGGAACUCAGGAAACCUUGUUGUGGAGAUUUGGUUGUGGAUACUGGCUAUAGAGUUAAUUCAAUCUUCCAUCCAUUUAAAUACUGCUAUUUACAGAGCUCACCUACAUCAAGAAUUAGGAAAAUCAACAAAGGAGGAAGUGGGCGUGGUCUUUAGAAAGUAUAUAAGGACACUCCAGGGACCAGCCUGGUUCGUUCUUGUCUAGACCAGGCAGAGUGUGCUUCCAUAUCUUCUGGCUCCUAGACUGCUAGAUCUAUUGCCUCCACACAUUGAGGAUCAUACCCCAGAGCUGAGCUAAUAUUGCUGUGUCUCCACUAAACACUGCUGAGGCCAGUGACAAUUCCUUGGAGAAAUGGAGUCAGACAUCUCACAAGCCUUCCAGAAAGAACUCACCUGCUUCCUCUGCCUGAGCUGCCUGACAGACCCAGUCACCAUAAGCUGUGGCCACAGCUUCUGUCGAGCCUGCCUCCUCCUUUUCUGGAAAGACAUCCAACCUCCUGUCCAAUGUCCUAUGUGUAGGGAACCAUCCCAGAAGAAGGACUUGACAACCAACAUUGUUCUGAAGAAGCUGGUGUUCAUUGCCAGAAAAUCCAGCCUCAUGAAGGACCUGAGCUCUGAGGAGCAAAAGUGUGUGACCCACAAGGAUACUAAGAGGAUCUUCUGUGCUGAGAAGAGGAUCUUCCUCUGCCAACUCUGCUCUAACUCCCAUGAGCACAGAGGACACAGACACUGUCCCAUUGAAGCAGCUGCUGAGGAUCAAAUUGAAAGACUCUUGAAGCAAAUGGCAUCUAUAUGGGAGAAAAUCCAAGAAAAUCAAGAGAAUUUAGAGGCAGAGAACAGAAUGACAACUCUGUGGAUGGACUACUUAACACUUCGAGAAGAAAUAACCAGGACAGAGUACAGGACUCUGCAUCCACUCCUCUGUGAAGAGGAAGAGAAACACAUUGAGUCUAUGAGAAAAGAAAGCCAAUGUGUUUUAGAGAAACUCAGGACAAGUGAAGCCAUGAUGGUCCAAAAGAGCAAAGAACUAAGAGAAAUGUUUCAAGAGCUCAUGGCAAUGUCUCAGAAGCCAUAUGUGGUCCUUCUGCAGAGUUUGAACAACAUGUUCAGAAGGAGUGAGUCAAUGCAGCUGAGCAUGCCGCAGGCUAUUAAGCCAGAACUCAAUGCCCUACCCAUCACUGGACUGACUGAAAGUUACAGGAAGUUCCAAGUGCAAAUUUUCUUUGAAAACUUAACCAUUAUCCAUCACAAGAUAAACGUCUUUAAUGCCAUGAGAAGAUUCAGCUUCAGACCUCACCAUAAAGAUACAUCUGUGGAUUCUGCUGGAUGCUAUUAUGCUUCUUGGGGACCUCAGAGCCACAUCUCGGGGAAAUAUUACUGGGAGAUUGAUUUGAAGGACUCUUGGGACUGGGCUGUAGGGGUCUGUAAGGACUCCUUGCUAAUGAAUAGAAGCCAAGUGAUUGAACCUGAAGGUGCAUUUCUUCUUGUGUGUGUGAAGGAGGGUAAUCAUUACAGUCUCUUCACCACAUGCCCAGUCUUCCAGCACUAUAUAGAGAAGCCACUGGGCCGAGUUGGUGUGUUCCUUGAUUGUGAAGAGGGAUGUUUAAGUUUCCUGAAUGUUGCCAAGUGUUCCCUCAUAUAUAAGUACCCUCCUGGCACCUUCAAACAUCCUGUCUGGCCUUAUUUCUCUACGGGGGAAAUCUGA
Molecule: messenger RNA, 1728 nt
Organism: Onychomys torridus (southern grasshopper mouse)
Lineage: Eukaryota; Metazoa; Chordata; Mammalia; Rodentia; Cricetidae
Product: tripartite motif-containing protein 43-like
Exons: 7
Coding region: 376-1728 (450 amino acids)
Molecular function (GO): protein binding; zinc ion binding
Source: RefSeq, a predicted model, not a curated record